This is a messenger RNA of Cylas formicarius (sweet potato weevil), 1524 nucleotides long. RefSeq names its product venom acid phosphatase Acph-1-like. The coding region runs from base 17 to 1120 and encodes 367 amino acids. The transcript has 7 exons. NCBI's taxonomy places the organism in Eukaryota, Metazoa, Arthropoda, Insecta, Coleoptera, Brentidae. Gene Ontology annotation, biological process: dephosphorylation. Gene Ontology annotation, molecular function: phosphatase activity. The record is from RefSeq and is a predicted model, not a curated record.
UCAGGUAUCCGAAGUCAUGAGGGCGAUAACGCUUGCUGCGGCCAUUUUGGCCAUCAUGUCCGACAGUCUCGCCAACGCGAGAAGUGUCGAGUACGAUGGUACCCUCGUAAUGGUUCAUACGCUUUUCAGGCACGGCGAUCGCACCCCUGACGACGGCGGAUACGAAAGUAAUCCUUAUAACGACGAACAGUUCUACGAACCGUUGGGCUGGGGACAACUGACCAACGAAGGCAAAAGGAGAGAAUACCGCAUCGGUACCACCUUGCGGCAGAGGUACAACGACUUCCUUGGCGAUGUCUACGACGUGACUCUGUUGGAUGCACGAACCACCAACGUAAACAGAACGAAAAUGUCAGUGGAGCUGAUGUUGGCCGGUCUGUUUCCCCCUAAAGACGACCAAAUCUGGUUACCCUGGCUUCAAUGGCAACCGAUCCCAUACAAUUAUUUAACGUUGGACAGGGAACUCCAAUCUGUUUGGUUAUGUCGUAAUUAUGAAACACUCCGCAAAGAGUUGUUGGCCAGCGAUGAGAUACAAAAACUUUUUACUCCCUAUCAGUCCAUCUUUUCGUACGUCAGCAAUUAUACCGGGCUAAAUGUGACUACACCAAAUGACAUUUUUGGUUUAUACUGGGUACUAAAAACACAGCAAGAAUAUGGUUACCCGUUAGAAGAUUGGACCAAAGAAGUUUUCCCGGAAGCUUUUGAGACGAUUGUCAAAGACGUAUACUAUUUAGCAACCAACACUACCGCUCUCAGAAAAAUUGCCGGAGGAUUUUUGCUGAGAAAAAUAUUGGAGGACUCUAGAGGGAAAAUCGAUGGAACGUUGAUUCCCCCGUCGAGGAAGUUAUUCAUCUAUUCCGCCCACGAGAUGAACGUCGCUACUUUCCUUGGCACUUUAGGAAUCUACCCGGGCGACAUCCCCGAAUACGGCUCUCACGUGCUAGUAGAGCUGCACAAAAUUAACGGCCAGUUUGGCUUUAAGUUCUACUACCAAAACUGGCAGCAAAGCGAUCCCCAGUUGAUGAUCAUCCCUGGCUGCGAAUCCUUUUGUAAGAUGGAACUGUUCGAGGAACUUGUCGCGGAACUGGUUCCUUCCGACGAUGACUGUGAAACUGCUUAGUUAUUGAUAAUAAUAAAUGAAUCUGUUCGAGUUGGCAAUAUUUUAUUGCAAUUAACAAUUAAGAAUUGAAGUUUCUGAAAAGGCUUAAAUUACCAAAAUAAUAAUUGACAUUGAACCAGUCAACAGAUGUCAAAACCUUGCGUCGGAGAAGCCGGAAAUUGGAAUAAUACAUAUUCAAGUUUUCAAAGUUUUCUUACUUCAGAGACUAGUAACCUGCGAGUUCUAUACUGCUAUGCAUGACUUUAAUUAAAAACUUAUUCUCUUAAUCGUAUGGAAGCACUUAAGAAGGUGUGUUUUCAUUUAGCCCUAUCUCAAAAGGAAAUCCUUAUUCCAUAAAAAAAAUGAAUCCAGAAGAAAAGAACUGAUUCCGUAACAUCGACACCAUUUCCAUUAGCGGCUAGCAA